CGCUGCCCGGAUCAUGAACGCACAGCUGUCGAUGGAGAAUAUUGGCGACCUGCACGGAGUGAGCCAUGAGUCCGUGGCCGGUCACGGAGAGCUGCUGAGUGGCCACAGUCCACAUUCCCGUCCGAGCCCUCGGGGUCUGAGCCACCGAGCUAUGGGCAUGGCGACCCUGCUGGAAAGCGGAGACUAUCACCCCAGCCACCCCGGACACCUGCAUCCAGCCAUCAGCAUGUGUGAAGCCCCCCCUGGCAUGAGUGCGAGCAGCACUUACACCACCCUAACCCCCCUGCAGCCCUUACCCCCCAUCUCCACCGUGUCCGACAAGUUUCCUCCCCAUCAUCACCACCACCACCACCACCACCACCAUCCCCAUCAUCCUCACCCUCAUCCCCACCAGAGGAUCCCUGGAAAUGUCACCGGCAGUUUCACGUUGAUGCGAGAGGACCGGAGUCUAGCGCCUAUGAACAGUCUGUAUCCCGCAUAUCAUCACAAGGAUCCCUGCAUGGGCCAAAGCCUCUCCCCGUUGUCUGGUUCCGGUCUGGCCAGCAUACACACGACCCAGGCCGGCAUCCCUCCCUACGCUCAUCCUGGUGCCGCCAUGCCUGGUGAGAAGAUGCUCACCCCCAGCGGGUUUGAGGCUCACCACCCGGCCAUGCUCGGCAGACACACGGAGCAGCACAUGAGCUCCUCAGCGGGCAUGGUACAAAUCAACGGCCUCCAUCACCACCCGCACGCCCACCUUAGCUCGCAGGGGCACGGCCAGGGGCUGGGGAACAACCGGGAGCAGGCCUCCGGGCCCGGGCAGCAAGGGGGCGGCGGUGGAGGGGGUGGUGUUUCUGGGGGCCAGAUGGAGGAGGUUAAUACCAAAGAGGUGGCGCAAAGAAUCACCACGGAGCUGAAGCGCUACAGCAUCCCUCAGGCCAUCUUUGCCCAGCGGGUCCUGUGCAGGUCCCAGGGGACCCUGUCCGACCUGCUGAGAAACCCCAAACCCUGGUCCAAGCUCAAGUCCGGUAGAGAGACCUUCCGCCGCAUGUGGAAAUGGCUGCAGGAGCCUGAGUUCCAACGCAUGAGUGCGCUCAGGCUCGCAGGUGAGCGAAGCCUCGCAUGUAAGCGUAAGGAACAGGACCACGGCAGAAGCGAGCGGGGGAACAUGACCAAGAAGCCCCGGCUGGUGUUCACAGAUGUGCAGCGUCGGACACUCCACGCCAUCUUCAAGGAGAACAAGCGUCCAUCCAAAGAGCUCCAGAUCACCAUCGCCCAGCAGCUGGGCCUCGAGCUGGCCACGGUCAGCAACUUCUUUAUGAACGCACGCCGCCGGAGCCUAGAUAAGUGGGUGGACGACGGCUCCGGUCACUCAGUCAACUCUGGCCCAAACGCCUGCACCAAAGCCUGAAGACGGACUGAUUUGACCAACUCAUGGACUGACUCAACCUCGGUGGAAAAGCUUUAAAACUUAGGAGAAACAAAGAGAAACUUAAAAAGACCUUGAAGCAACAUUUUGCCCUUAAACCUGUACUAUAUUGAUAUUUAUAGUAUCCAAAGAUGAAAAAACAAACCAAAGACUUCUUGUUUGACCUGCUUUGAAAUGUUUGUUUCAGCAACACGUUUAUGUGUAACAUACUGCAAAAAGACUAUAGUUUUACCCCCCUCUCACACACACACUCACUAUCACUGGUCUA
Micropterus dolomieu (smallmouth bass) is the source of this 1676-nucleotide messenger RNA. RefSeq names its product one cut homeobox 1 (gene onecut1). The record is from RefSeq and is a predicted model, not a curated record. Gene Ontology annotation, molecular function: DNA-binding transcription factor activity, RNA polymerase II-specific; RNA polymerase II cis-regulatory region sequence-specific DNA binding. The coding region runs from base 14 to 1390 and encodes 458 amino acids. Gene Ontology annotation, biological process: regulation of transcription by RNA polymerase II. The transcript is spliced from 2 exons. NCBI's taxonomy places the organism in Eukaryota, Metazoa, Chordata, Actinopteri, Centrarchiformes, Centrarchidae. Gene Ontology annotation, cellular component: nucleus.